Patella vulgata (common limpet) is the source of this 588-nucleotide messenger RNA. Its product is annotated as cationic amino acid transporter 4-like. NCBI's taxonomy places the organism in Eukaryota, Metazoa, Mollusca, Gastropoda, Patellidae. Bases 1 to 588 code for a protein of 195 amino acids. The record is from RefSeq and is a predicted model, not a curated record. Gene Ontology annotation, biological process: transmembrane transport; amino acid transport. Gene Ontology annotation, cellular component: membrane. Gene Ontology annotation, molecular function: amino acid transmembrane transporter activity. The transcript is spliced from 3 exons.
AUGGCGUAUGCUGAACUCUCUUCACGGUUCCCAGGAACUGGAGCUCUAUACUCAUAUGUACACCAGUGCUGGGGAUCAUUUUAUUUCAUAUCUGUUUCAGGAAAUGUAGCAGCCGUUUCUCUGGGUGCUCAAACCUUUAGUUCAUACAUCGAAGCAAUGAUAUUCAAUGACUCCAUCAACCGACUGAACAGCACCGAAUACUUUAGAGAUGUCCUAUUCAGUAAUAUUAUUGAUAUCCCGGCCUCAUUAGUGAUCAUUGUUUCAACUAUGAUUAUAAUGUCUGGUACAGCCAUAGUGGCGAAACUUUCAACACUUACAUCAGUGGUUUCCGUUACGUCUUUAAUUAUUUUAACAGUAACUGGGUUUCGAAAUGGGGAUGUCCGAAACUUGAAAGACGCUGAACACGACUCUUUGAUUCCUUUCGGAUUUACUGGAAUUAUUCAUGGAGCAGCAAUCUGCUACUUUGCUUAUACUGGAUUCGUUACUGUGUGUUUUUCGAGCGAAGAAGCAAAGAAUCCAAAACGAUCGGUGCCGAUCGCAAUUGGUAUCGUAGUUGUAUUUGUCAUUUUCCUGUACCAAACUUCUUAG